Molecule: messenger RNA, 1333 nt
Organism: Microdochium trichocladiopsis
Lineage: Eukaryota; Fungi; Ascomycota; Sordariomycetes; Xylariales; Microdochiaceae
Exons: 1
Coding region: 126-962 (278 amino acids)
Source: RefSeq, a predicted model, not a curated record
CUUAAAGGCCAUCUGCCCCCUCUCUCCUGGCUCUCUGACCUUCUCCAUUUCACAUCUCUCGACCCUGACCGUCCAAUAGCGAAAUUGCCGCAUCUCCCCUCCCCUCAUCUCCGCCAACAUCGUCCAUGCGGCCGCCCCAAUCCCUGACGUCGCCAUGCUUGCUCUCGGCCACUGGCCGUCCAAUCCCAGCCCCAGGCCUUGGAGACGGCUAUGAUCGCCCGUGGUCCUCCUUCGCGACAUGGGCCGGCUCUCUGGCCUGCCCGUGUGAGACUGAGUGGCCCUUAUUCGCUACUUUGCGAGGGGAUCCUCAUGCGGAUAGACGUCAACUCAUCAAGGCCACCCGGCCCAGGCGGUCUGAGCGUGGCGGAUGCAGCAUGGCACACGCGUGCGGCGGCUCAGCAAAUCUAUUGGCUUGGCGGCCACUUCGCGGACAUCAAACCUGGUUGGAAAUGGAAAGGACCGCGCUCCAGGCUGAACCAACGGCCCGUUAUCUCGUCAGCCAGGCCACUUCGGGGACCUUUCCUGCUCCUCAUCGAACCCUCUAUUGGACGACGGAGGUCACCGAGGGAGUGAUGCCAUGUCAUGGGCAGGAUGCGGCAGUUCGUAUCCUCGCGAGGUGGAAAAGGGGGGCGGGGGCCAGGCGCCAACGAUGCGCAUCCCAGUCUGCCCGUCCGCCAAGCGGAGGCCAGCGGGCAAGCGGGCAAAUGGAACAGGUCAUGCGAGCCUGGGAACAAGGCCUGAUGGCCGCUCCGGCGACCUUCCUUCCUCCUCAUCAUACCCGCCAUUGGAUGGAGGUCACCGGGGGAGUGCCGCCAUGUCAUGGACAUGAUGCGGUGAUUCGUAUCCUCGCGAAGUGGAAAAAGGGGCCAGGCACGCCAACCAUGAGCAUCCCGGUCCGCCCGUCCGCUAAGCGGAGGCUACCAGGCAAUCAGGCAAGCGAAACCGCAAUCACGCAAGCAUGAGGAAGAUAGCCUCACGGCCAUUUCGGGGACCUGCUUGUCGAGAAGUGGAAAAAGAGCAUAAGCGUCGCUACUCAGAGCAUCAUGAGAGAUCGGGGGUCGUCUAUAUAAAGACACAAGCACCACGAAGAGCAAGAGCACUGCCUCGGAAUCCUGCAUUCACAACCCAUCGGGAUCACUCCGCGUUCCAUCUUAUUACACCCAUUACCUUCCACCAUGACAGCUACUCCCUCACCUCACCAAAACGACCAUGUCGCCACCACGCAGGUGCAGGAUGCCACGGAUAAGCACAUAAGCUCGCGAUGCCCCAGUAAUGCUAGCAACGACACAAUCGAUCAUUCCGCCGCACGUCAUCCUCGUGUUAUUGAGCUUGA